AUGGCUGGGAUGACACUCGGAAGGGCUUGGCAGCAGAUGUCCUGGUUCUAUUACCAGUAUCUGCUCGUCACCGCGCUCUACAUGCUGGAACCCUGGGAGAGGACUGUCUUCAAUUCCAUGUUGAUUUCUAUUGUUGGAAUGGCAUUAUACACUGGAUAUAUCUUCAUGCCUCAACAUAUCUUGGCAAUAUUACACUACUUUGAAAUCGUACAAUGACUACAGUGUGCUCAAGAAGCUACAGACCAGAGAGAUCCAUUGAAGGGAAGAAGCAACCUCCCAUGAUGAAAUGAGACUUCAACAGAUUUCCAACAUAUAUUAUGUCUAUAAAGACUAAAUUCCAUAUUAGUAGAACAAGGAAGGAAUCCCAAGCUCAUGUGUUGUGUUCAUUAUUGAAGUUUGUCUUUUUUGACAUUGUGGUCAUUUGUACUCUAAAUAUCAGUAUUUUCUUAAACCUUUGGGACUGUUUCACUAUUGUUCUGUGGAAGCUUUUCUUAAUGUAACAUUGAGUAAAUUUUGAUUGCCUUCUAUUUUUUAAAUCUGAGAUUCAUUAGUUAGACCUAUUGUUUCAGCAAAUGUCUGGCACAAAAAUCUACCUGAAUAUAUUUCUAGUAUUGACCAAAAUUUUGUAGAAAUAAUAACAAGAUGAGGAAAUAUUUUAAUUGAACAUAAGAUACUUCUUUGUAAGUUUAUACUCAAGGAAUAGUUUUAGCUAUCUAGAUUCUGUUCAUUAUAUAAAAUAUUUAUUUUGCUUUAGUGUUCUUAAACAUAAAAUGUCUCCUCAAUAGUGAAAUAACAAAGAAGAUCCUUCUAAAGUUAAAAUAAAGGAAUACCUAACUUUUUAAUAGUUAGCCUUAUUUUAUGGAUUUCUCAUUGAAAAUAAUGUUCUGUGAUAAGAUAUUUGGAGAAGUAAUUAAAUUUUAGUUAUUAGCAGCAUUGUCAUGGAAUGUUGGCUUCAAAUGAUAGAUUUAUUAAGUAAAUAUUAAAAGGUUUCCCUAAUGGGCAUAGAUAACAUUGUAAUCCUAUAAAAUUGAAUUUCAAGAUUAUAUUUAACUGGUGCUGAAAAAUAUAUUUGCAUAUUAUUGUUCACAAUGAAUAAUUAGUAAAACUACAAUUUUAUUUCAAGGAUAAAAUACCAUUUCACACUUUGUAAUGUGUGUAUGUUCUAUAUAUUGUAAGAAUUUACGUUCACAAAAUGUAAUUUUUCUGUGGUGAAGGCUCAUCAAAAUUGAAAAGCAACUGAUAGAAAAACUUUUUUUUUACCAACA
This is a messenger RNA of Gracilinanus agilis (Agile Gracile Mouse Opossum), 1265 nucleotides long. RefSeq names its product serine palmitoyltransferase small subunit A. The transcript is spliced from 2 exons. The coding region runs from base 1 to 216 and encodes 71 amino acids. NCBI's taxonomy places the organism in Eukaryota, Metazoa, Chordata, Mammalia, Didelphimorphia, Didelphidae. Gene Ontology annotation, molecular function: serine C-palmitoyltransferase activity. The record is from RefSeq and is a predicted model, not a curated record. Gene Ontology annotation, cellular component: serine palmitoyltransferase complex. Gene Ontology annotation, biological process: ceramide biosynthetic process.